Molecule: messenger RNA, 936 nt
Organism: Cladophialophora psammophila CBS 110553
Lineage: Eukaryota; Fungi; Ascomycota; Eurotiomycetes; Chaetothyriales; Herpotrichiellaceae
Exons: 1
Coding region: 1-936 (311 amino acids)
Source: RefSeq, a predicted model, not a curated record
AUGGCUUCUUCAGCAGGUCUCACACCUCUACCCACCUCCGUGCAGCAUUCCACCACCCGCCUUACCCACUCUCAGGCGCACUCCUUCCUCUCCGCAUUCCUCGACCGUGCAGAAAAUGACGCCGCAUAUAGACCGGACAGCACACUUACGGAGCGUGGACCCCAAGCACUGUCGAGUGGAUCCACGCCCAAUUUGACGCUCAGUCAUUUAAAGAGGAUCCUAAGCGGGAUGGAAGGCAAACGUAUCGGUGGAAGCCUCGAACUAGGGAAGGAAACGGGGGGGAAAAGCGACAAUACUGCGGACGAAGAUUUCGAAGGUUCCGGAGAGUCAGACGAGAAUCAGAAGCCGUGGAAGAGGGGGAGUCAGAAACGCCCCUUGAACGAAGACGAUGCCGGGGACAAUUACCAACAAGCCCCCAAAUCCAAGAAACAGAAACGAAGAAUCGUCUACUCUCUUGAUGCCGAACCCAUUGACGACCCAACUGACGGCGCUGUCCUUGGAGCCGAGACCCCAGAUCAAGAUCAAGCAGAGGACGGCUGGCAAGAUGCUGAAACCUACGCCCUCGCCCAGACCCAGUUGGACGAUGGCGACGCAGCCAGAGCCGAACACAAGGGUGGAUUCCACGGAGACGAAAACGAUGAACAAGAAUUGGAAGCACCAGAACCGACAGAGGUUGAUAAUGCGGUCGAGAAUACGGGGCAUACACCGGGAAAGAAGCGGAAGCAGCUCGGCGGCGAUGAAGGUGUACAUGGAGACGGGGCAGCGCAGAAAGCGGAGAGAAAGAGAGCGAAGGACCUGGAUCCGCCCGAGAGAACAGCGGGCAAGAGCAACCAGGAGUUGAGUAAAGAGGAGAGAAAGAAAAUGAAAAAGAUGCGACGGAAGGACGAGCAGAGGGAGAGACAGCGGCAGAGGGAGGAGAGGAACAAGGCUCGGUAG